GUGACGCAGUGGAGGGAGCUACAGGGGCGGGGCCAGCCGUCAAGAAUGAAAGCGUCAUCAUGCACGCACAAAUGGAAUGGCCCCCGCGGAGGGAGCCUUUGUCGUUCUAUCAGACGUCAGUCUGUCACGUCAGUCACGUCACUUGAGGGUCGUGUACUGUCUGAACUCGCUCAGGAUGGUCGUGUUGGCCACCAGCUCCUUGACCAGCGGCGUCUGCUGUCCGCCCUGAGAGGGGUAAAUGCGGCCGAACAGCUUCUGGAAACGAGUGUUGUACAGCAGCAGCUGAGUCAACACCUACAUCGCAUGCAUGGCCACACAAGAAUGACACACAACAGAGGGAGGGAGCUUUGUGUGUAUAUGUCUGUCUGUCCGUCUGUCUGUCUGUCGGCCAUUGUGUGUAGAUUAUGGCAGUGUGGCGUGGCGUGGCAUGGCGUGCCUGUUUGAGUAUGUCCAUGCCGUUGGUGAAGUUGGUGAAUGAGCUCAGCACGUUGGCGUGAAUGGCGUCGAUCGACCGCUUCCACUCGGCCCCGAACGACUUGACCUGCACACACACACAUAUACACUCACAUGGACAGACAGAUGGGCAGAUGUGUGGGUGGGCUGCUUACAAUGCGUUCGACUCGUUUGGGGUCGACCAUUGUGGCUGGGGCGGUGCCGGGGGCGGUGCCGGGGGCGGCUGCGUUGAGCUUUGGCUCGGUCUCCUUGACGAACCGAAUGAGUUCCGAGAAGUAGUCGAGCAGCUGCUCCUCCACGUACACGCUGAUCUGGUCGCGCAACAGACAGUCAAAGCUGCCAACCAAUCAACCAACAAACACACGACACACAGACACAGAGACGUGUGCAAAUGGGAUGUGUGUGUGUGUACUGUGUACCGUCCGGCGGCCUCGUUUUGGAGUUUCUUCUCGUGCAGCACCCCAAGAAUGAGGUCAUAGUUGUUGAUCAGGAAGAUCAGCCGAUCCCGCCGAGAAGAAAACUCACGGGCCAUGGCCUGCACACACACCUCUGUAUGUCUGUGUGUGUGUGUGGGAGGGGGGGGAUCGGUGUCUGUGUGACCUCGAGAAGGGUCUCCAUUGCGUUUUGCAUGGCUGUGAGUGAGUGUGUGAGAGUGUCGUCCGGCGUCCCGCCGCCGAUCGGCGUGCUCAACGCACUCAGCGCGCUGCUCAUCUCGGCGUAGCGACGAGUCACCUACACACAACACAUGACACACAUGACUGACAGACAGACCAAUGUGUGUUGUGUGUGGAUGGAUGGCUGGAUGGCGUACGCACAUAGUGUGGGUGUGUCUUUUGUGCGGGGGGCAGCUGCAGCAUCUGCUGGAUGGGGGCCCGCCGGAGGGACAGCACAUUCAUGUCCACCACCUGCUUGAAGCGCGGCCACAGCAUCGACUGAGGGAUGGAGGGAGGGACGCAAUGACAACAGAGGGAUGCACACACAGGCCACACACACGUCUCUCUCUCUCUCUCUCUGUGUGUGUGUGUGUGUGUGUCAGUACUCGUAGUCGGUCCAGGUAUCCCUCCAGGCACGGCACUCGCCGCCUUUGCAUCGUCAGCCGGUUCCACUCGUUGACGCGCGCCAUCAGCAGCAGACCCACAGAGUCGUACGACGUCGAUAUCGACCCCUCUAAGGUCUCGUAAAAGAACUACACACACACACAGAGAGAGAGAGAGGGGAAAUGACAAAUGAGUCCAUACUAAUCUGUGUUGAUGGGUUAGGUUAGGUUAGUCGCGCGCACUUGGAAGGUUUUGCUGAAGACGUCAUUGAAGACGGCCAGGUCGUCCCGCCCGCCUCCCGGCGUGGAGAAGAAGUCAUGCAGAAACAGAAACUCGGCCGUCGCCGUGUCCACCAGCAGCUUCUGGUGACUCCUACGCACACACAUACGCACACACACACACACACACUCGGCCAUUGAUGGAGACAGCUAGAUGCCCACACCCCCCGUCCCUCAGUCACCUGAAGAGCUGUUCGCUGUAGAAUUUGCUCGUGGCGCUCUGCUGCGCGUGCAGACUGGCCGUGCCCUGCACGCCGGCCGGCAGGGGCGUCGGCGAGCUCGGCGCCUGAGUGAUUCGAUUACACAGCGCAGGGGUGCAUUUCAGUUGUGUGACGGGGUGGUCGGGUUCGGUGCGCACCUGUGUGGCAUCAGCGGCAGCAGCAGCAGGGCCAGCAGCGGCUGACGAUGCGCUGGAGGUGCUUGGGGGCGUGAAGUGUAUGGUGUGCGCCACCAACGGGUUGGCGUCCAGCUCACGCAACAGCUGGUCACGACCUGCCAGACUGACCACACACACAACACACAACACACACAACACACACAACUCUCUCUCUCUCUCUGUGUGUGUGUUGCCUUGUGCCCAUCGACUCAUCCAUGGGCACACGCACACGCACGUACCUGAAGACAUUGCCUCUCCCCUGCAGAAUGUUGUGGCUGCGGUUGAGCCCCAUAACGGCGCCCAACAUCUGCCCCACCCCGCCCGCACCGCCCGCCUGCAUGGCCGCCCCGCCGCUGUCCAUGGCUCCCAGCAGGUCGUUGCGCGUGGCCGUCUGCUCCAGCUGCAGGCGGCUGAGCGACUGCACAUAGGUCUUGAACUGGGUGAGGUACAGCCGCUGCAUCGUGUGGACAUACAGCUGCUGCACGUCGUGGGCUGCGCUGGGGUGGUGGUCGGUCAGGAAGGUGUAGAGGGGCUUGAACCGCACCAGGACAUUCCGCUGGAUGAUCUGCACGUUGGUCUUGGGCUUCUUGAGCUGGUUGAUCUUCGAGAUCAGGAAGUCGCGAAUGCGCGAGAUGGCCUUGGUCUUGAGCCGCUCCAGCUCGGGGAUCGACGCGGCGCUCGACGGAUGCUCGGCCAGACCGGGCUGUGUGGCGUGUUCGAGCUUGUUGGUGAGGUCGUUGAGCCGGCCGAUGUAGUGGUCGUCGACCUCUCCCUCACAGAUGGCGUGCACCAGGUCCGGGGUGACGACAAUGUGGCUGAGGUAGGUGUUGAGGACCUCUGCGGCCACCCGUCGGUUCUGCAGCUUGCCGUUCAUGUCAAGAGAGUCCUGCUGCAGCCGCUUGAUCUUGCGGCUGAUGCCGCCGAGGUCCGACUGGAAGUUGGUCAGCAUGGCCUCCAUCUUCUCGAGGACGCUGUCGCAGAGCUGGAUGUCUGUGUGCAGCGACAGCAGGUCGCCCUGGCACUUGAGGUACUCAUCCACACUCUCGUGCUCCAGACCACGCAGCUCCUUGUCAACCUGACAUCACCACAGUCACCACACCACACACAACCACAUGCAUCUCUCGUCUGUCUGUCCGUCUGUGUGCCUGUCUGUCUGCGUCAUGUGCCAUGGCUGCAUAUCAUCCGGCGGCCCACCUGCUGAGUGUAUUGGUGCAGCGCCUUGCCGUCUUUGAGAGCGGCGGCGAUGGCGGGGUCUUGCGCGUACUUGUCGAGCUCUCGCUCCAGCUCCUCCACAUCCAGGUCAACCAAUGACACCUCGCCGGCAGAUGACAUUGUUAUCGGCAGACGAUUGAUGACGGACAGAGAGAUGGCUGAUAUGAGGAGUCAAGCCAUGGACACCGCUGCAUACACACCACGCGCCGCGUCCUUC
Vitrella brassicaformis is the source of this 3573-nucleotide messenger RNA. The record is from the annotation of a GenBank genome assembly. Lineage: Eukaryota; Vitrellaceae.